UCUCUCUCUCUCUGUCUCCCACCAAUAUAUAAACCCACUUGAUCAACCCCACUUACAUUGAUUACAUCAUUAGGAACAUUCCUAUAGAUCAACCACGACAUUCCUCCCCAUCUGUGGUUGCUAAGACUGUUCUUGUCUCGAAAAGCUUAUCAAUUAACUGUGUGUGGCCCUUAACCGAACCCACGACAUCACUGAACCCUGCCUCGGCAAUAACCAAUAACCCAUAAUCCACCAAUAGAUAACUAAUAAUUAACAACUACUAACAAUGUCAACAUCUCAAUUGAACGCAUCAUUAUUAAGAUUAAAACUCUUGGAUGCACUUAGAAGUGGAGAUACUAAUAAAGUCGAUGGAGUCAUUUCGGAAUUAUUAAAUACCGAAUCUACCGUCAAUAAUCCUGAUAUAAUUCAAUUAAAAGAAACUAUAAUGCAUUAUGGAGUUCAAGUAUCGUCACUUUCAAUGAUUCAAUAUCUUGUUAGUAAUUCUGAGAAAUAUCAUAUUGAUAUUAAUUCUCAAGAUUCAGAUGGGAAUACUCCUUUACAUUUAGCAGCUUUAUCAUCUCGAAUUGAAGUAGUUAAAUAUUUAUUAACAUUACCAGAUAUUAAUGAUACUAUAGUUAAUUUAAAAAAGAAACAACCAGUAGAAGUAUGUCGAGAUUUAAAUAUUGCUCAAGUAAUGCAAUUUGAACGAGCUAAAUUUGUUGAAAAGCUGGCAGGAUUAUUACGUCAAUAUUUUAGUAAUCGAGAUUUUGAUAAUUUAGAGAAAUUAUUAGUAUUAAAUCCUCGAGCUGCUGAAUUAUUAGAUAUUAAUGGUUCAGAUCCAACUACUGGUAAUACUGUAUUACAUGAAUUUAUUAGAAAGGAUGAUUUACCAAUGUGUGAUUGGAUUUUAAAACAUGGAGGUGAUCCAUUUAAACGAGAUAAACGAGGUAAAUUACCCAUUGAUUUAAUUCAUAAUAAGAAUGAUCCUUUAAGAAAAUUAUUAAAAGUGGCUUCAAAAGAUCAAACAAUUAUGGAUCCAGUAGUUAGUACAAGUAAUGCUAUUAAACAAGGUUCUGCACCUACUCAAAAGGGAUAUUUAAGAAAAUGGACUAAUUUUGCAAGUGGAUAUAAAUUAAGAUAUUUUAUUCUUGAUCAAUUUGGAAUUUUAUCAUAUUAUUCAAAUCAAGAUGAUACAAAUAAUUCUUGUAGAGGUUCAUUAAAUUUAGGUUAUGCUGUAUUACAUUUAGAUUCUUCCGAGAAAUUGAAAUUUGAAAUUAUUGGUAAAAAUGGUAUUAGAUGGCAUUUAAAAGCUAAUCAUCCUAUUGAAACAAAUCGAUGGGUAUGGACUUUACAAAAUGCCAUUACUAUUGCUAAAGAUAAUAUGAAGAAAAAGAAUUCAUCUGGUAAUAAUAAUAAUAAUGAAACUAUUGAAGAAGAAAGUAAAGUUUAUGAAGAACCAGAAAGUAGACGAUCACUUUCUCGAAUUCGAAUUCCUGGUCGGAAAUCGAAACAUAAACGUUCAUCUAGUCAAAUGUCAUUAAAUUCUACUGCUAGUUCAUUUAUAGAUGAAGAAGCUUUAGGAUCUCAACCUCCUAGUAGAUCAGUUAGUAUGAUUAUUAAAUCUCCAAAUCCUAAUGGAGGAGGAGGAGGAGGAGGAGAUGAAUUAAUUAGUCCAAAUUCUCCAACAUCUAAUCGAAUCUUGAGUGGAUUAAAUCCUGCUAUUGAACAUUUACAAUUACAAUCAAGAUUAAGUAAUGAUAAUGAUCAAGGUAGUGUUCAAGAUUCAGUAGAUGUAGAAAAUUUCGAUUAUGAUAUGGAUGAUGAUGAAGGUUAUGAUAGUGAAAUUGAUUCUAAAACUUCUGAUCAAAUCAUUGGUCCAUUAACUGAUCAAAUCUCCACCAUUAAACGUUCAGUUGAUGUAGAAAUUACUUCAUUAAUUGAUUUAUUUCGUCAUAUUGUUGCCCUGGAUUCUAUAUCUAAAGAUGCAAAAGAAUUUGAAGCUUGUUCAUUAGGUUUAACUACUCUUGAAUCAAUUCGUGAUCAAGUAGAAAGAUUAAAUAUUAUAAUUCAAUCUCGUGAUGAAAAGUUAUUAUCUAAAUUAGAAAGACAAUUAGAAGUAAAUAAAUUAUGGGAAUCAUCCAUAAAACAACUUGAAAAUGAGAUUCAUCAACGAGAAAUUAAAUUGGCACAAUUCGAAGGUCAAAAGAAACAACUUAAAAAGUAUCUUUCAAUUAGUGGACCUUCAUCAAAUCCUUUAGUUGAAUCUUCUGCUACUACUGUAUUAGGAGUUGAACUGACUAGUGGACCAGUUGAUGAACUGGGAUUAGGAAUAACUAAGAUAUCUGAUCAAGAUCAAUUCCAAAAGAUUGAAUCUGGUUUAGUAAGUCCAGGACCAGAUAAGAUCAUUGAAGAUAUACUUCAUGAUGAUUCUGAAGAUGAAUUCUUUGAUGCCGAUGAAUUUGAAGAGGAAGAAGAAGAGCCAGAAGUAGAAGAACCAAAGUCAAAAGAGACUGAAGAGGUUGGAGAAAAGACUGAAGAAGUUUCUGAAGAAGUGUCAACAGAUGUAUCUAAAGAAGUCGGAGAAGAAGAAGAAGAAGAAGAAGAAGUACCUUCUGAGUACAUUGGUAAUAAAGAGGGAAAGGUAGAAGGGCUUGAAAAAUCUGAAGAAAAGACUAUUACUAAAUUCAAUAGUGUUCAACAUUCAGUUAAUGAAAAGCUUCAAGCUGAAGGAUCCUUUUUGGGAUAUGAAAAUCCUCCUCGAAAUAAAUUAUCAAUGGAUGAAGAUAAUCGACCUAAAGUUGGACUUUGGGGGAUCUUAAAAUCCAUGAUUGGUAAAGAUAUGACAAGAAUGACAUUACCAGUAUCAUUUAAUGAACCUACAUCAUUAUUACAAAGAUUAGCAGAAGAUAUUGAAUAUUGUAAUUUACUUGAUAUUGCUGCUACUUAUGAUGAUUCCACCUUAAGAUUAAUCUAUGUCGCAACUUUUGCAGCUUCAGAAUAUGCUUCAACAAUUGAUAGAAUUGCCAAACCUUUUAAUCCUUUAUUAGGAGAAACUUUUGAAUAUUGUCGACCUGAUCAAAAUUAUCGAUUAAUUGUAGAACAAGUUAGUCAUCAUCCUCCAAUUAGUGCUUGUAGUGCAGAAUCACCUAAAUGGGAUUAUUAUGGAGAGAAUGCAGUAGAUUCUAAAUUUAGAGGAAGAUCAUUUGAUUUUAAACAUUUAGGAAAGAUGUUUUGUGUAAUUAGACCCGAUAAUGGAGUAAUUGAUAGUCUGGGCAAUCGAGUUACUAGUGAAUUAUAUAGUUGGAAGAAAGUUAAUACUUCAGUAGUGGGGAUUAUUAUUGGGAAUCCUACUGUAGAUAAUUUUGGACAAAUGGAAGUUCGAAAUCAUACUACUGGAGAUGUUAUAAUUGUUGAUUUAAAACAACGAGGUUGGAGAGCCUCUUCUGCUUAUCAAUUAUCAGGACAAGCACUUGAUAGAAAUGGAAUCCCUCAAUGGGCAAUGGGGGGUCAUUGGAAUUCUAAGAUCUUUGCUAAGAAGAUAUUAGAAUCUAGUGGUGAUAGACGAGAUUCAUUAGUUGAUCAUGAAUCGUCAAUAUCUAAAAUUUCUAGUAGUACUAAUACAAUUAAUGGUAAUAGUAAUGAUCCAUUUAGUGGUAAUAAAUUCUUAGUAUGGCAAGCUGCUCCUCGUCCAAAAGUUCCAUUUAAUUUAACAGCAUUUGCUACAACUCUUAAUGGAGUAGAUGAGAAUUUAAAACCAUGGUUAGCGCCUACUGAUACAAGAUUAAGACCCGAUCAAAGAGAUAUGGAAGAUGGAAGAUAUGAUCAAGCAGCCGAUGAAAAACAUCGAGUAGAAGUUAAACAACGUCAAGCUCGGAAAUAUCGUGAAGAUCAUAAUUUAGCUUAUAUUCCUAAUUGGUUUGUUAAGAAGACUCACCCUAUUACUGGUGAUGGAUUCUGGGAAUUUAAGGGAGAGUACUGGAAGUUACGUAAAGAUCAUAAGUUAGAGGGUACUGGAGAUAUCUUCUGAUGUUGGAUGUUUGGAUGUUUGAUGCUUGGGUGUAGAGCAUAGAGAUUACACUACUACACUACUUAGAUAUCUUCUGAACAUACAUUAAACAUAUAUAUAUAUAUAAACAAUUAAUUAAUAUAACUAAUAUAAAUU
Scheffersomyces amazonensis is the source of this 4141-nucleotide messenger RNA. RefSeq names its product oxysterol-binding protein related protein. Gene Ontology annotation, molecular function: sterol binding; protein binding. Gene Ontology annotation, biological process: endocytosis; maintenance of cell polarity; piecemeal microautophagy of the nucleus. The transcript has a single exon. Lineage: Eukaryota; Fungi; Ascomycota; Pichiomycetes; Serinales; Debaryomycetaceae. Gene Ontology annotation, cellular component: cytosol; nuclear envelope; membrane. The record is from RefSeq and is a predicted model, not a curated record. Bases 266 to 4006 code for a protein of 1246 amino acids.